Belonocnema kinseyi is the source of this 2119-nucleotide messenger RNA. Its product is annotated as facilitated trehalose transporter Tret1-like. Lineage: Eukaryota; Metazoa; Arthropoda; Insecta; Hymenoptera; Cynipidae. Gene Ontology annotation, biological process: transmembrane transport. Gene Ontology annotation, molecular function: transmembrane transporter activity. The record is from RefSeq and is a predicted model, not a curated record. The coding region runs from base 358 to 2013 and encodes 551 amino acids. Gene Ontology annotation, cellular component: membrane. The transcript is spliced from 3 exons.
GAUUUAGGUAGCUUCAAGACUAUCAUUAACUCAAUAUUCAAAAAUAUCGAAUACUAUUUCCCAGCAAAAAUUAAAACUAAAUUUCUUUGAUUAUAUAAAAACCAGUCAAAAUUUUUAAUGGAGAAAUUAAUUCCGAAGUGUCACAUUGUGCGCAAAUUUAACUGCAGACAAACCUUGUGAGUGUAACAUGAUAAAUAUUAAAAACCAGUCCAACCGGAUUAUGAGAGUCCGCUGAUUUAUGGGACCCUUCACAUAAAUCUGUGCAGUGCUCUCCAUAAGUGAAUAACCGUGGAUUGAAGAUAGUAAUUCAAUUUUUGAUUAAUCUAUUCAUAAUUUAACUUAAAAAAAAUAAAGACCAUGGAGAAUCGGAAGUAUGUAAAGAAAAGGAGUCUCUGUUUGAAAUAUGCAGCUGCUAUUAAUGCAUCAAUCACAACAGUCGGUUUUGGGAUAAAUAUUUCAUGGACCUCUCCAGCACUACCACAUUUGACAAAUUCAGUAUCUCAAUUUCCAGUAUCAAUCAUGCAAGGAGCCUGGAUAGCAUCCCUCAAUGGUUGUGGAUCAAUUCUGGGUUAUCUAUUGAGCAUCCCUUUUAUUAAUUGGCUAGGUCCAAAAAGGACAUUGUUAUUGCUAGCCAUCCCUCAAAUUAUAUCCUGGAUUCUGAUUUGUCUUGGGAGAAAUUGGAUCAUCCUUUGUUUAGCGCGAGUUAUAGGAGGCAUUGGAUAUGGAGCUGGUUUGUGUGCAACUUCUGCAUAUGUUGGACAAAUUGGAGACGAAAGUACUAGAGGUAUAUUCCUUACUCUGAUAAAAUUGACAAUUAACAUCGGUAUCUUCAUCACCAUGUUCCUGGGAGCCUUCCUGUCUUACAAUACUAUGAAUCUUGCUCUUUUGGGAAUACCUAUCAUCUUCAUUAUUUCAUUUUCCUUUAUGCCAGAUAGCAAUCAGUUUCAAAAUAUAGCUGUUGUUGAAAACGAGAACGAAGGUCUUGUAGGAAAUAUUGUUUUAAAAGAAAAGACAGUUGAUGUUCUAAAAGAAAAUACAGUGGAUGUUCUAAAAGAAAAUACAGUGGAUGUUCUAAAAGGAGAGACAGUAGAUGCUCUCGAAGAAAAGACAGUGGUUGUUCUUAACGAUAAUAUAGUUGAUGUUCUUCAGGAAAGGACAAUUGAUUUCUUAAUGGAAGAUGCACUACUUCUGAAUGAAACUACACUAAAUGGUUUUAAUGACAAUAAACAUGUUACAAAUAAAAACCAAGAUUUGAAAGAAACAAUACCUAAUGGCAAACAAAACACAAUAGCAGAGAAGAAAAACCUCUUAAAUAAUAAAAAACAAAAUAAAUCACAAAAAAGUAUCUUGUGGAGGCUUUUUGUUUUAAGAAACAAUCAGAAAGCUUUGUUGAUAAUCUUGGUUGCUACAUUGACAGAUAUAUUUUCAGGUCACAUGGCCAUUGUUUCAUACACUCAACAGAUUUUCGAAUAUAGUGGUGCAUCCCUAAAAGCUGAAUAUGCAGCAUUAUUUUUGGGAGCUUUGAAAAUAGCAGCUUCCUUAAUUUCCACUUUGGUGGUUGAAAAAUUUGGAAGAAGGGUUUUGUUUUUUUCAACAGGUCUGCUAGCUGCUUUGGCUCAUGGACUUGUGGGUUUAUUUUUUUUCUUGAAGAUGUAUCUGAAAGUUGAUGUUUCUUCUGUAACGUGGUUGCCUCUUUUUGGGGUAUCUAUGUAUGAAAUAGUGGGUAGCGUCGGAUUUAGUAGUUUAUAUUAUAUUUAUCAGGGAGAACUUUUUUCAAAUGAUGUUAAAGGGGUUGGGGUCACUUGCACAAAUAUUGCUUAUGAGGUUAUUGCUUUUGUAGUUAAAUUUUAUUUCCAAAUGGUCAUUUAUGACAUUGGGAUUUAUACACUAUUUUGGGGAUUUGGAAUCUGUUCUAUUAUUGGGUCUGGACUUACAUAUUGGAUAUCACCUGAAACUAAAGGAAAGAGUUUGGAGGAGAUUCAAAAUUUGCUAAGAGGUAGUAGAAAAAUUUAAAAUAACCUUCUAAAACAUCAACUACAUUUUCUUAUAUAUACAGGAACCCAGAUACUAUGUUAUUAAUAAUUCAUUUAGAAGGGUUUCUAUGCAAUUUUUAAAGGAU